AUGCAUCAGCAGCAGUUGGUCCUCUUCUGUUUUUCCCUGGUUUUGCUGGCAUCGCCCCUUAUGGCCAUAUGGGAACUGAAGAAAGAUGUUUAUGUUGUAGAGUUAGACUGGUAUCCUGACGCCCCUGGAGAAGUGGUGGUCCUCACCUGCGACACCCCUGAAGAAGACGGCAUCUCGUGGACCUCGAACCAGAGCAAUGAGGUCUUAGGCUCUGGCAAAACCUUGACCAUCCAAGUCAAAGAGUUUGGAGAUGCUGGCCAGUACACCUGUCACAAGGGAGGCGAGGUUCUCCGCCAGUCUCUCCUUCUGCUUCACAAAAAGGAAGAUGGAUUUUGGUCCACUGAUAUUUUAAAAGACCAGAAAGAACCCAAAAAUAAGACCUUUCUAAAAUGUGAAGCAAAGAAUUAUUCUGGACGUUUCACCUGCUGGUGGCUGACAGAAAUCAAUGAUGAUUUGAAAUUCAGUGUCAAAAGUGGCAGAGGCUCCUCUGACCCCCGGGGAGUGACCUGUGGAGCAGCGACACGCUCAGCAGAGAAGAUCAGAGUGGACCACAGGGAGUAUUGGAAGUACACGGUGGAGUGUGAGGAGGGCAGUGCCUGCCCAGCCGCCGAGGAGAGGCUGCCCAUUGAGGUCGUGCUGGAUGCUGUUCACAGGCGCAAGUAUGAAAACUACACCAGCAGCUUCUUCAUCAGGGACAUCAUCAAACCAGACCCACCCAAGAAUCUGAAACUGAAGCCGUUAAAGGAUUCCCGGCAUGUGGAGGUCAGCUGGGAGUACCCCGACACUUGGAGCACCCCACAUUCCUACUUCUCCUUGACAUUUUCUCUUCAGAUCCAGGGCAAGAACAAGAGAGAAAGGAAAGAUAGACUCUUGGAAGACAAGACCUCAGCCAAGGUCACGUGCCACAAGGAUGCCUUGAUCCGUGUGCAAGCCCGAGACCGCUACUAUAGCUCAUCCUGGAGCGAGUGGGCAUCUGUCUCCUGCAGUUAG
Molecule: messenger RNA, 990 nt
Organism: Myotis daubentonii (Daubenton's bat)
Lineage: Eukaryota; Metazoa; Chordata; Mammalia; Chiroptera; Vespertilionidae
Gene: IL12B
Product: interleukin 12B
Cellular component (GO): membrane
Molecular function (GO): cytokine receptor activity; protein binding
Source: RefSeq, a predicted model, not a curated record